AUGUUCUUCUCACAGAUUAAAAACUCAAAGGUCUUCCUGUCACAUGACAUCAGCUUCCUGUCACAUGACAUCAGCUUCCUGUCACAUGACAACAGCUUCCUGUUACAUGACAUCAGCUUCCUGUCACAUGACAACAGCUUCCUGUUACAUGACAUCAGCUUCCUGUCACAUGACAUCAGCUUCUUGUCAAAUGACAUCAGCUUCCUGUCACAUGACACCAGCUUCCUGUCACGUGACAUCGGCUUCCUGUCACAUGACAUCAGCUUCCUGUCACAUGACACCAGCUUCCUGUCACGUGACAUCAGCUUCCUGUCACAUGACAUCAGCUUCCUGUCACGUGACAUCAGUUUCCUGUCACAUGACACCAGCUUCCUGUCACGUGACAUCAGCUUCCUGUCACAUGACACCAGCUUCCUGUCCCUUCAGAGUGAAAACAUGGACGAAGCAAACCCUCCCAGAAAGAGGACGAUGUCGUCGAGGAUCCUCAUCAAAGGAGGAAAGGUCGUCAACGACGACUGCACUCAGGAAGCAGACGUCUACAUCGAGAACGGCCUCAUUCAGCAGGUGGGGAAGGAGCUGAUGAUUCCCGGAGGAGCCAAAGUGAUCGAUGCUUCGGGGAAGCUGGUUCUUCCCGGAGGCAUCGACACGAGCGUGCACCUGGAGCAAACCUUCAUGAACGCCGCCAUCCAGGAAGACUUCUACAGCGGCACCAAGGCGGCUCUGAUGGGAGGCACCACCAUGGUCAUGGCGUUGGUCCUGCCCGAACAACACUGCUCCCUGGUGGACGCCUUUGAGAAGUGCAAGGAGCUGGCGGACGCAAAGACAUGCUGCGACUACAGCCUGACUGUGGGGGUGACAUGGUGGGGGCCCAAGGUACAGACUGUGGGGGUGACAUGGUGGGGGCCCAAGGUACAGACUGUGGGGGUGGUGGGGGCCCAAGGUACAGACUGUGGGGGUGACAUGGUGGGGGCCCAAGGUACAGACUGUGGGGGUGACAUGGUGGGGGCCCAAGGUACAGACUGUGGGGGUGACAUGGUGGGGGCCCAAGGUACAGACUGUGGGGGUGACAUGGUGGGGGCCCAAGGUACAGACUGUGGGGGUGACAUGGUGGGGGCCCAAGGUACAGACUGUGGGGGUGACAUGGUGGGGGCCCAAGGUACAGACUGUGGGGGUGACAUGGUGGGGGCCCAAGGUACAGACUGUGGGGGCCCAAGGUACAGACUGUGGGGGUGA
Molecule: messenger RNA, 1233 nt
Organism: Knipowitschia caucasica
Lineage: Eukaryota; Metazoa; Chordata; Actinopteri; Gobiiformes; Gobiidae
Source: the annotation of a GenBank genome assembly